This is a messenger RNA of Effrenium voratum, 1398 nucleotides long. NCBI's taxonomy places the organism in Eukaryota, Dinophyceae, Suessiales, Symbiodiniaceae. The record is from the annotation of a GenBank genome assembly.
AUGCCGGAGAAGAACAAGGCGGCAGCGCCGACUGGGGAUGAGGCACCAUGCAAGAUACAGAAGUGUGAGGAGGAGGUUCAGGCCGACAUCCCCGAUGAAGCCCUUAUGGCGGAGGUGCAAUCCCUGCUGAUGGGCGCCGACCUGGCCGGCAUCACCGUGGGCCAGCUCCGAGCCAGGCUGGAGGGCAACCUUGGCCUUUCCGCUGGGACAUUGGCUGCCAGGAAGUUCCGGCGGCGCAUCAGCUUUUUGGUGCACCGUGAGGUGUUGAAGAAGUCGCAGCGCUCGGAGGAAUGCGAGAAAAUCGCCGAGGAGCUUCUGAGGCUGGACUUGCCCAUGCCGGUGCGGCAGAUGCUCAUCGAUAGUUUGCACCACUCGGUGUCCAUGGCGGACGGCACGGAGCUGCAUCCGCACCAGGUGCGGCUACUGUCCAUCGCCCGGGAUGCGCUGCUGGAGGGCCAGAACCAGCUGGACAUGGCGCAGCAGCAGUGCAAGGACGGGCUCUUAGCGGCUGAGGCAGAGCUUCGGAAACAGGACCAGGCGGGCGCAGCUGCCCGCUCCGACGCCUUUGCGGCCAAUGAAGUCGCCAGCCGGGCGACGGCAGCCUUCAAUGAGACUGAAGCGGAAGUGGCUGACAUGCAGAAGGAUUUGGAGAGCGCCACGCAGAGGGCCAAAGACGCCGUGGAGGAGUCGGGGCGGCUGCAGGGCGAGCGGCGGAGGGUGGGCCAGGUGUCCUUGGAGCUGGGGCGCCUCGCGCAGGGCACCUGGAGCUCGGAGGAGGAGUGGUGGGAGUGCUUCGCACUCCUGCAGCAGCACAUGCUUGACACAGGCGCGGAGAGCUCCCUCUUGACCGCCGCCACGGUGUCCUUGAAGAAGCGCCCAGCGGAGCGGAGCGACUUUGAUGCCAUGGCAGUGGACGGAGUCACGGGUUUCCUGCAAGAUCAGCUCGCUGCUGCGGACCAGCACCUCACAUUGCGCCCGCAGAAAGAAAUGGAGGCAGAGGCGGCCGUUCUGGGUGUCCAGGCUCUGCUGAGCGCCACCUGCCAGCGCAAGGAGCAGCAGGCCCAGGCGCUGCAGCAGGCGGUCGCCUCCCAGGAGGCGGCGGCUGCCACUUGCGCGGCGCUAGAGACGGCGCUGCCCAGUGUGGUGGCGGAGGUGGAGAGGCAGCGCCAGCAGGAGGUGUGCUUGGAAACGAGACAUCGGAGCCUGAACGAGGCGCUGGAGCUGGUGGCCGCCUGGAUCUUGGGCAGCGCCAUCCCCGGCCGCGAGGCGGUUGCGGCUGUCCUUCCCGCCGCGGCGCUCGGACAUGCUGAGUCUCAGGGCGACCACGUUGGAUCUCUGGCCACAGCUUUGGGAGAAUCACAGUGCACCCAGCAAAAGGUGUCAGGUUUAGCGGGUUGA